Molecule: messenger RNA, 450 nt
Organism: Solanum stenotomum
Lineage: Eukaryota; Viridiplantae; Streptophyta; Magnoliopsida; Solanales; Solanaceae
Exons: 1
Coding region: 101-352 (83 amino acids)
Source: RefSeq, a predicted model, not a curated record
UGCCCUUAGCCCCAACUUGUAAACAUCAUCUCCUAAAUCAUCAAAUCUACUAUCAAAAGCAGAAAAAACAGAGUUAAAUUUUAGAAGAAAUUGAAUCAAAAUGAGUCUAAGCAAGAGAGCGUGGAUAGUAGCAGCCAGUGUUGGAGCAGUGGAGGCCUUAAAAGAUCAAGUUGGAUUGUGUAGAUGGAAUUACCCAUUGAAGUCUUUGGCACAACACACAAAGAAUAACAUAAGAUCUUACUCUCAAGCUAAGAAACUUUCUUCCUCAAUAAUUGCGAAGAACGAAAAGGCAGAGCAAUCUGAAGAAUCUUUAAGAAAAGUUAUGUAUUUGAGCUGUUGGGGUCCAAAUUGAUUGUACUUAAAUAGGACUACUGUGUAUUUUGAAAAUUAUAUGAGAAAACUCCAAUACGGUGUUGAUAUAUUUACAUAACUUUUUGUCAGCUAUUCCAA